Molecule: messenger RNA, 1860 nt
Organism: Helicoverpa zea (corn earworm)
Lineage: Eukaryota; Metazoa; Arthropoda; Insecta; Lepidoptera; Noctuidae
Product: phospholipase B1, membrane-associated-like
Exons: 7
Coding region: 225-1457 (410 amino acids)
Biological process (GO): phospholipid metabolic process
Molecular function (GO): glycerophospholipase activity
Source: RefSeq, a predicted model, not a curated record
CGCGUCCAGACGCGUACGAAAAUCAAAUAAAAAAAAAAUAACUAUGCCAAAAAUUUUACACACGUGACAGGAUUUUUUAAAAAUAUGGAAUUAUUUAACUUAUUUUAAAAUUAUCAAUCUAAUGUUAGCUCAAAAUUAAAAUGGAAGCGUAGAUUUAAAAAUUGAAUAUAUUCAGGUGUGGUGAUAGUGUUGUGUGGUGAUUAGUGGUGCGUGAUGGUGCCACCAUGUGGCUGGUCGUGGUACAUCUGCUGCUGGUGACCGAAGCACUAGCCUUCAACAUCAGCAACCUCAUCACGCCAUUCAGCGAUGUGUUACAUGUCCGCUACCCAACUCGCAAGUCACACGUCCGCAGACAGCGCGCCAUACCACCCUCAGUACCAUUUCCUUGCGAAGAUGCUCUCUCCUGGGGCCGCAGUCCUGAACGGCCCACCUCAGUCCACAGACUAAGGCCUGGGGACAUAGACGUGGUGGCUGCUAUUGGUGACUCCUUGGUCGCUGGCAGUGGGGCUCUAGAAGAAUUCGCCCUUGGAGCAUUCGUGGAGUAUAGAGGAGUUUCGUGGUGUGCUGGUGGUGACGCAUCAUGGCGAGAAUACCUAACCUUACCGAAUAUCCUGAAGGAGUUCAACCCGAACCUUCGCGGCUACUCCACGGGCACCGGCGAGUGGCUCACCAGGAACGCCAAGUUCAACGUCGCCUUCCCCGUGGCUUCAGAUGAGGAUGCCUUAAAGCAGGCUAAGAUCGUAGUAGCUCGAAUGCGAUCAUCACCUGAAAUCGACAUAGCAAACGAUUGGAAGAUGGUGACGGUAUUCAUAGGGGCUAACGACCUUUGUUCUGCUUCCUGUCUCAACCCCAUCUCCUGGUCUCCUGCAGCUCAUGCCAAAAAGCUGGCCAUAGCCUUGGACUACCUCCAUAAACAUUUGCCGAGGACUAUUGUUAACUUGGUGCCGGUGUUAGAUGUGUCAGUGUCAAUCCGCGUGCUGCGUCCGAUGAUGUGCCGGCUGAUGCACUCGCUGUUCUGCACGUGCUUCCACCAGCAGGGCGGCAACGAGCUCUACGACCUCGUGCGGAUGGCCAGGCUCUACCAGAAGGCUGAGGUGGCGCUGGUGGAGAGCGGUCGCUACGACACCCGGCCGGACUUCACGGUGGUGCUGCAGCCCUUCAUGCGGCUGUUCAACGCUCCGCUGCCGCCCGUGCGGCCGCUGCCGCUCGUCAUCCACCAGUCCUACAUCACGCACGACUGCUUCCACUUCUCGCAGAAGGGACAUGCUCUAGCGGCGAAUCUCCUGUGGAACAACCUACUAGAGCCAGUAGGCAACAAGUCAGACAACGUGCCACCAGUCCUGCUGCGGCAGUUCCGCUGCCCCAGCAGGACUGCGCCCUUCCUCUUCACCGGGAACAACUCCCGGAACUUCCUCAUCACCGGCAAGCAGGAGGGGGCUGAUGAGGUCUUUCUCUGAGGACUUCUUGAAGGGGAAUGAAGUCCUGGGUUCCUAAGGGAGACCUCAAGGGACAAUUAUAAGUUCCUGCUCUCUACUCGAGGUACAAAGGGGGCCAAGAAAGACCAGUCAAAAGUGAAUUGCUAGUUGGUAUUUGUUUUUGGUCGCAGUGACUUCUAUCAAAGUUAUGGUAAGAAGACAUUGAGUGACAUUUUGUGUAUUUUCAAAGAAACUGUGUGAAGUUUUGAGGAGUGGAGUUUGAUUUGAUUGCAAUUGUGUAGAAAUGUGUGUUGUAGUGAUGUGAUGAUAAAAGGUGCUUCAACAAUGCUUUUGAAAGUUAUCUAAAGACUAAUUAUGCUCAGUGACUGCAGUCUCAAGUGUUUGAGUUUUUGCAGUAAGAAAUUCGAAUCCAAAGUUAAGCGAA